AUGAGUACCAAAAUGAACGAAACCUGUAUGAUCUUCGUGGACAUCUCUAACGUCUGGAUCGAAGCCCAAAAGUUCGCUGCCUCGGGCAAGAGCCGCUUACCCAAGCUCCAAGAGUGCGACCAAGAUCCGCGCUAUAGAGUCGACAUCGGCAAGCUUGUCAAGACAAUCUCGAAUGGUCGCUCGGUGAAAGGUGCAUUCCUUUACGGCUCGCGCCCGUCACCCAACGACGCAGAAUGGAACUCAUACGAGAGGUUCGGGUUCAAGGUCAAUGUGUAUGACCGCGCUAAGAAUGGAAGGGAGAAACAAGUGGACACCUCUAUGGCAGCGGAUAUUAGCCGCCAAGCAAGCAUGCUCGAAGUUGGCGCAAUAUAUGACGAGGAGAUCAAACAGCAACUGGAAAAUAUGACAUUCAUCGUAAUCUCCGGAGAUCUCGACAUGCUCCCGUCGAUCGUGAUAACACUAGAGUGUGGCAUCCCCGUCGAGGUCUGGGCCUGGGAGUCAGGCAUGUCUAAUGAGUAUAAAAGGAGAGAGGACAGCAACCUGCGCGUGUCUUAUCUGGACCAAGUAGCCAACAGAGCAUUAUUUGCCAGCACAUGCUCCACCCAAACGGGCAAGAUAGUCGAGGUGGAUAAAACUGUUGUCCUUUGCGAGCUUGCUACCGAACAAACUGAAUCCGUCGAUGCCCAGACUAAGCCUUGGCGUGGGUGGGAUCUUCCCAAACCAUUGAUCAGACAAAGUGAGCAUAAGUGUACCGACCCGGGAGCAUUCGACGAAUGGGAAACAGUCGGGUCUCGAAACGAUCUAAGGAGAGCCCAUCGUCGCACUAUGCAACGAACGCAAGCAUGCCCCUAUGGCCUGCACUGCAGGGAAGCAGGUGCAUGUGGCAAUUACCAUACUGACAAGGAGAGGACACUGUUUCGAGACUUCCCGAGCCUGAAUUUCGCGAAGUGGAGGACUUCCCGGUGCCGUAGUUACCCUCACUGUCCCAGGGGGACUCAAUGUGCGUUUGCCCACUCCGACGCUGACGCUUGGUGCUCGAAGUGCCAUAAACAGGGUCAUUAUGAAGACGGAUGUCGGUUUGGAGUCCGGAAAAAGACCUAA
Messenger RNA from Clonostachys byssicola, 1101 nucleotides. The record is from the annotation of a GenBank genome assembly. NCBI's taxonomy places the organism in Eukaryota, Fungi, Ascomycota, Sordariomycetes, Hypocreales, Bionectriaceae.